Messenger RNA from Triticum dicoccoides, 1684 nucleotides. RefSeq lists its product as uncharacterized. NCBI's taxonomy places the organism in Eukaryota, Viridiplantae, Streptophyta, Magnoliopsida, Poales, Poaceae. The coding region runs from base 1 to 909 and encodes 302 amino acids. The transcript has 6 exons. Gene Ontology annotation, cellular component: chloroplast. The record is from RefSeq and is a predicted model, not a curated record.
AUGGCGACCGCCGGCUGUGCCGGCCGCUGGGCCCCGCUCGCCCUCGCUCUGCUACUCGCCGCCGUCGUCGCGCUGGCGCUCAUCCCGCAGGCCGCCCUCGCCGCGUCCGGCGGCGUCAUGGGCGGGCGCUCCUACUCCUCUUCCGAGCCCGACGACUCGUCCUCCUCCAACUCGUAUUCGUUCUACGACUCGUCGAGUCACAUAUCGAUCGGCGCGCCGUCGCGUCGCCGCGCGGCCAAGGACGACGACGACGACGACAACUCGGAUGUGAUAUUCUGGGUGGUGUUCGUCGGUCUCGUUUUGCUGAUCGCUGCCGUUUGGUACUACUACGAGUACGAACGCCAGAGGACGACCGUGGUUAAGCUCCAGGUUGCCUUGCUUGGCUGGGCGAAACCGUUUCAGAAGGAAUUGAACGAGAUCGCGGAGAGAGUACAGGCUUCCAACAAGCAUUCGUACAAAUUCAUGUUGACUGAGACCAUAUGUUCAUUGAGCCGUCACAGGGAUUGCUGCGUAUUUUCAAGCUUAUCAGUUAAUGUGAAAAAUGGAGCGGAUACUUGGGAGGCGCAUUUCGAUAAACUUUCUAUCAAGGAGAGGAGCAAAUUUGAUGAAGAAACACUAUACAACUUGGAAGGAAUCAAGCGGACGAAAGAGUACUCCAAAAAGUUAGAUGGCUCCAGAAACGAAUAUAUAGUGGUAACCAUCCUAGUUGCUGCCAAGGGAGCGCUGAAGUUCCCCAAAAUCAGAAGACCCGCAGAUCUGAAAGCAGUAGUAGAAAAACUCAACUCUAUACCUAACCGAGAAAUUCGGGGCGUUCAUGUUUUAUGGACUCCUCAAGAUGAGAAUGACAUUCUUUCCGAAGAGAAGCUUCGAGCGGAUUAUCCUAAUCUGAGGCCUCAUAAUGAUUACUAGGACGGCGUCCUUUUGGUGUUCUUGGAUGCUAUGAUACAACAUCUAGUCAGACUAUACAUGUAAAAGGAUAUGGUAGCUCAUGGUAAUUUCUGGAAGUUACGGUGCAUUGAAACGAAACCAUUUAGAGUCUAGGCUGCAAACACCAUUCAUGUGACAUCACCUCUUGUAUUUUGACGUUUGUUUGUGAAGCAAUAGAUGAACUCUUCAAUAUGAAAGAGGGAUGCUUGCAAGAGCUUUGCAAAAACCAUGGGCGACACGUCUUCCAAAUUAAAAUUGCUUGCCAGUUGCAAGCCACUAACUAAUUGGUAUGUGCAUUAGUCAUUACAAAUUAACUAUGUGCACUGGAAUUUUGUAUCCUUCUAUUUUCGAACCAUGCAGGAGAGAGUACAACAUGGAAGACGGCACAAACCCAUACAAAAGAUGGCACGGCCCAUAAAAAUGAUGUCCAAGAUAACCUAGACUGAAUAACAUCAACAUCAUAGAGAGGUCAACUGUGAGAGCCUAAACACGAGUCAACCACAACAUGACACCAGCCCAACGCCACCGGACCAGUCGCCAUUGAGGCCGUAGAGAGGGAACCGUGGAGGUGACGGAGACCAUCCGUAAGUGAGUAGAAGGUCAUGCCCGAACAUCGAUGAUGAAGCCAAAUGACCGAUGAAACGACCAAUGAGCACUCGACCAACAACCAAACCCACCCAUGCGCUGGAUGAUGAGGACAUCAAUACAAAUGUUACACCCACAACUCCUGCUGCUAUACAUACUGGAUCAAUUACUA